Messenger RNA from Punica granatum (pomegranate), 2952 nucleotides. NCBI's taxonomy places the organism in Eukaryota, Viridiplantae, Streptophyta, Magnoliopsida, Myrtales, Lythraceae. The record is from RefSeq and is a predicted model, not a curated record.
CGCGAGCACGGUCGUAGGAAACCAAAAUCCCGAGCAUCGCUCCAGUACGCCAUCUGAUUCCUCGCUCUGCUCCGGUCCCGGAGGCGCGACGGUUUUUGCCCUUUCUCGCCGAUCAACUGAGGUUUAUCUGCGGCGCCGUCUCCGUUACAGCAACACGUGAGCUGCAAAGUCCUGCCGAGCUUCGUCGGAAGGUUGACCGCAAAGCACGGGGAAUAAGCUUUAGCGAGGCUGAACAUGGGAGCACCUAAGAAGAGCGCCGCCGCGGCAGCAGCUGCUAGGGUUUCGGAUGACCCGGAGGAGCUCGCGCGGGUCCCGCUCCAAGCCGUCCUGUUGGCCGACAGCUUCACCACCAAGUUCCGCCCCAUCACCCUCGAACGCCCCAAGGUGCUUUUGCCUCUGGUAAAUGUGCCCAUGAUAGAGUACACUUUAGCGUGGCUUGAAUCUGCUGGAGUGGAGGAGGUCUUUGUGUUCUGCUGUGCUCACGCCAAGCAAGUGAUUAACUAUCUGGAGAGUUCCCAGUGGUUUUCUCAGCCGAAAUUUUCUGUCACAACAAUCGAGUCCCACAAUUCCGUUAGUGCAGGAGAUGCCCUUCGCUUCAUUUAUGAGCGUAAUGUGAUACAUGGAGAUUUUAUCCUUAUCAGUGGAGAUACAGUAAGCAACAUGUCACUGACUCGGGUGCUACAAGAGCAUAAGGAGAGGAGGAAGAAAGAUAGCAAUGCUGUAAUGACCAUGGUUAUUAAACGGUCAAAGCUUUCUCCAGUUACUCAACAAUCUCGACUGGGCACUGAUGAGUUGUUUAUGGCAAUAGAUCCCGAUACCAAGCAGCUGCUCUAUUAUGAGGAGAAUACAAAUCAUUUGAAAGCGACUCUAUCUCUUGAUAAGAUGCUGCUGAUUGACAACUCUUCCAUCAGACUUCAUAAUGACAUGCAGGACUGUUUCAUCGACAUCUGUUCCCCAGAAGUACUAAGUCUUUUCACUGAUAACUUUGACUAUCAACAUCUUCGUCGGCAUUUUGUGAAGGGAUUGCUCGUAGAUGAUAUUAUGGGUUACAAAAUAUACACCCACGAAAUUCACUCAAGUUAUGCGGCUAGAGUUGACAACUACCGGGCUUAUGAUACCAUUAGUAAAGACAUAAUUCAGAGAUGGACAUAUCCAUUGGUUCCAGAUGUGCUGCUUUUGGGAAAUUCCACAACUAAACUUGAGCGUGUGGGAAUGUAUCGAGCAUCUGAAAUAGUGCAGUCUCGAUCUGCACAAAUUGGUCCUCUCACUGUUAUUGGAACUGGCACCAGAAUUGGAGACAAUACAAAAAUUUCCAACUCUGUUAUUGGAAAAGGAUGUGAUAUCGGAUCAAAUGUCCUGAUCGAAGGUUGUCAUAUAUGGGAUAACGUUACAAUUGAAGAUGGUUGCCAGCUAAGGCAUUCAAUUGUAUGUGAUGGAGUGGUUAUGAAGUCAGGAGCUGUCCUGAGUCCUGGUGUUGUUUUGUCUUUCAAGGUUGUCAUUGGACAAAAUUUUACUGCCCCGGCAUAUUCAAAGGUAUCUUUACUUCCGCAGCCAAUUAAGCAAGACAGUGAUGAGGAACUGGAGUAUGCUGACAAUAAUAGCGAUGUAGAAACUUCAUGUGCUCCCGACAAUAUGAAUGGAGAAUUGACCUCAGAAUUGUCCGAAAUACAAGGCUCAGCUACAUCAGAGCUUGGCUGUGGAGGGGUUGGUUAUAUCUGGUCAAUUUGCGAAGGAGCUAGUGAAGAAGAAUGGAGACACUCAAUUGCCCCGAUUUCUGCGGAGAAACUGGCUGAACUUACUCAAACAACUGAUGAUGAUCUGGAGUUCUCCAAUCAAGAUGGCAAUGCUCCUGCGUCUUCGGGAGAGCUGAGAUCGGAUGCGCUUUCUGAUUCUGAAGAUGAUGAUGAAGAUACUAAAAAUGAUUCUGCUUACUUUGAGAAGGAGGUUGAGGCUACUUUCCUUAGGGCUGUCCACGAAAAUGUUCAAGUAGACCAUGUGAUCUUAGAAGUGAACUCUCUGAAGUUGUCAUGUAACAUGGAAUUUUCUGCCUGUGCUGGUGCAAUAUUUUACUCCAUGAUGAAAUUGGCAUUGGAGACUCCACAUAAAACUACUGAUGAAUUAUCUAGAGCUGUCCUGAACAUUUUUAACUCAUGGCAUAGGCUUUUGAAGUCAUACCUUUCAGGAAAAGAUGAGGAGAUUGAAGUGAUAUUGAAGUUCGAAGAAAUGUGUUCAGAAUCUGCCAAGGAGUUGUCUCCCUUGUUCACUCAGAUUCUACACCAUCUCUAUGAUAAAGAGCUUAUAUCAGAAGAUGCAAUUCUAGGUUGGGAGUUCGAGAAGCAAGGUGCAGAAGAGUCUGACAGGGUCUUUGUUAGGCAGGCUGAAAAUUUUCUUCAGUGGUUGAAAGAAGCAUCCGAAGAAGACUAGAAAGAAGAGGGAGCCAUUUCGAGAAAUUUUAUCCGGCUGAGACUGAUUCUCGAUUUGCUUGUGAAACUCAGAGUUGGUGUAGAAUCUAUGCAUACAAAACACAGUUGUCAGGGAGGUGUUGGGAUUUUGUUUGCCAUCUCUCCCCCGUGGUAGAGGAUGUGAUAUAGCUGACAGAAUGCAGCUGCUGAUAGUUUUGGGAAAUCUUUUGCUGUCUAUGCAAAAUAAGGCUUCACUAGGUGGUUCUUUUGGUACAUGUUUGGUACUGGGGAAUGGAAAGCCGGUAUAUUGGAAUCGCAGAUAUGGCCUUUGCGUUGCGUGCGGCGUACAGGUGGCUGUGUUGUUUUCUUAUUCUGCACUCUUAAGCUCUUUAAAAUGUAACCACUGGUGUGGUGUGAACCUGCAGAUCUAUCAUGUCUAAGGUCAUGCGCCUCAAUGCUUUUUGGGUUCGAGUCGAGGACAUGGGUUUAUAAGAGGCCACGGAAUUGCCGUGAUGCCAUGAAAACAUGGCAUUAGGACUUUAUUAUCCAA